Messenger RNA from Linum trigynum, 264 nucleotides. NCBI's taxonomy places the organism in Eukaryota, Viridiplantae, Streptophyta, Magnoliopsida, Malpighiales, Linaceae. The record is from the annotation of a GenBank genome assembly.
AUGGCUGCAAUCUCUUGGGCCGACGGUGUCGGUAACAAGCCCGACCCAAGACCUCACCUGCAUGCUCCGAUGGCCGCAGGGUCCGCGAUGUCGGGCUCCAAGUCCGCCGCCUUUCCCCCUUUGACCUCCGCCACCGCCUCGCCCGUCGGCACCUUCGCCGUCUUUGUAGAGGAGGGCCCCCCUCCUGUCGCGUCGCCGUCAUUAGUCGUCGACCCGACCGAGACCGGGGUUGGCCUAGCCCCAAUUCUCCCCCCCCCCCCCUGA